Messenger RNA from Leucoraja erinaceus (little skate), 1426 nucleotides. RefSeq lists its product as uncharacterized. The record is from RefSeq and is a predicted model, not a curated record. Lineage: Eukaryota; Metazoa; Chordata; Chondrichthyes; Rajiformes; Rajidae. The transcript has 4 exons. The coding region runs from base 628 to 1263 and encodes 211 amino acids.
UGAGAGGGGAGUGGCAGGCGAGGAGAAGGAGGGACCGGUGGAAAAGUACUGGGAGGUGAAGUGGAUGAGAAUGAGGAGAGGGCAGACUGUGACAGGGAGUGGAUGAGAAAGUGCGAUGACAUAGAACAAGUGUUUUCAAGACAGCAAAGGAUUGGAAUACCCUGCCAGCCAGCAUCAGAGAUCUCCAAAACAUCAACACAUACAAAGAUGUAACUCCAAAGGCACCUCCAUCUCGACUAGUACAUCCACCACGGUCAUAGUGCUGAGUGAUGCCCUACUUACAGUUUUCCAGCGUACUAUAUCCAGAUCCAGAUCCAGAUAGUGUGAAUGAGCAAUCGCUGGCCGGUAUGGACUCGGUGGGCCGAAGGGCCUGUUUCCAUGCUGUAUCUCUAAACUAAACUCGUGUGAACGGGCGAUCGCUGGUCGGCAUGGACUUGGUGGGCCGAAGGGCCUGGGUCCUAUGCUGGACCCUUCAAUCCUCAGACCCCAUCACUGUUUGGAAACACUAACUGUGUCUCUCUCCACAGCCACCGAGGGUUUUCAACACCUUUGGAGACCAGCUGCAAUGUUGCAGCCAGGCCGGCUCCUGUGAGCAGCAGUGGAUUGUGGUCUGCUGGGGUAAAGGAGAUGUCGGGCCAGAUUUCGGAGCGACCCAGAGCACCACAGUCCGCUCAUCCGCGCGUAGCUCGAAGAUUAAACCAGCUACAGAAAUACUUAGAUGCGACUGGGCUUCAGAAGUGCAUGGAGGAUAUCAGUGCCCAGCUACUGAGGAGGACGGAGUUACCACCAAACCCGUAUCCGGGACUUCUCUGUCAGAUACAGCAGCAGGCAGAGAGGUUUCGCUUAACUAACUCCACGCCACCUGAAAGGAUCCUUUCCGAUCUGAGUUGGCCCACAUUUUCCACGGCGGUUGGAUACAUCUCAGGUGCCGGCCACACGUCCCGUGUGUGGGGACUACCCGCUGUCCUACGCUGCGUCUCCCCUGCUCACCUCCAGCAGUACCGCUGGCUGCUGGCAAACGCCACCCCUCCCAUUGCCAGCCUGCACCAGACCAGCGCACUCUCCGUCCAGGUAUUCUCUGGUCUCACAGGGCCGGGCAUCUUCACCGGAACCUUCUAUGACCUGCCUCCCGCUGUCGAUAUUCUCCUACAUUUUGUCAUCAUCGGGACAGACGUACAGAGAGCCGUGUCCCGCUUUGUGGAAUGUCUCCGCAAUGAUGUGAUUAGGACAAUCAAACAGCAACAUCACCUCGUCUUCAGGUAACUCCCAGAAACGGGAAUGGGAUUGGGAAUGUUGUGCAGUACGCACCUUGGACCAAUGGUCUAUUAUUAUCACAGGUACAGAAGUGCAAGGACAUUAUUUUUUUCAGUAAUACAGUUUAGUAAAGUAUUGCCGUACAUAAGCACAAAACCCGAUUAGUACAACG